AGGAACUCCUGCCUGCACCGCAUGCAGCGCAGAGGAGGAGGCGUAAACAGUGACAUAGCUAGGUAGCCAUAAAGCAUCGGCUUCGUAGUCCGGCCUGCUAACGUUAGCACAUCACAACGACUUUGGUAAUGGAGAUGAGCAGCAACAGCGAGUGCUUUGGUUGCGGACGCCCUGGGCACUGGGUCAAGCACUGUCCCAACGCCAGUGGGACGCGUGGCCGUGGCAGGGGCCGGGGACGAGGCAAGGAGCUGUUCUGUUAUCGCUGUGGUGACCAGGGACACAUGGCCAGGGAUUGUGACCAAACUGAGGAUGCGUGCUACAACUGCCACAGGAGUGGUCACAUUUCCAGGGAUUGCAAGGAGCCCAAGAAGGAAAGGGAGCAGCUGUGCUACACCUGCGGCAAAGCUGGCCACAUGGCGCGUGACUGCGACCAUGCCAACGAGCAGAAGUGCUACUCCUGCGGUGGGUUCGGUCACAUCCAGAAGCUUUGCGAUAAGGUGAAAUGCUACAGGUGUGGUGAGAUCGGUCACGUCGCAGUGCAUUGCAGUAAAGCCAGCGAGACUAACUGCUACAAUUGUGGAAAGGCAGGCCACCUGGCAAAAGAGUGCACCAUCGAAGCGACCGCAUAAGCAGUGCCCUCUGUUGCCCCUCCUUUAUUUUUCGGAUUGAUGGUUGGUUGUAUUAUUUUCUCUGAAUCCUCUUCACUGGCCAAAGGUUGGCUAACAGAGGCUAGUCCCGGGCCAGUGAGCCUCUAGACAUGUAAUACAAUGAAAGGGGUGAAAAAAUAUCUUUCUGCAUUCAAUACAAAAUAAAAUGUUUUAGUUUGGUAGCGGUGUUAUGUAUAAUGCUUUGUUGAAGAACCCCCCCCUUUCCAAGCCACUGGUGAUCAGCGAUGAACAAGUGGGACUAAACAAACGGGAAUCUAUAGGACCUCUGAGCUUGUGGAUGAGCAUCUCAGUCAAAUGAGAUGGAAGACUGGUGUAAAUGGAAACCAAACUGCCAUGUGUGGUUUAUUUUGGGUUGUUUUAGUGGAAUAUGAGUUGGCCAAGAGAGUACGACAUGGAAACAGUUCAUAACAUGAUGCAUUUCAGCCCAUACAAGCAGCUACAAGUGGGCUAUAACAAAUUUACUUGUUAUAUUACUAAGAUUUCAAAACAAUUUUUUUUUUCAAGGUAUAAAAAGAAAAACACGCUCUUUUAUAGAAAUCUGUUUACAAUUUAAAUAUCACUCAGUAGUCCAAGGUAGAGUUUCUCCCUUAAAAUGCCUUUUUGUUUUUCAUGCCUUGGCAAAAACAUUUGAACAUCAACAGUUGUCAGAACUGCAGAAUUUGGAGUUAUUUGGGAACGAAACAAUGUUUUCUCUGAAAUCAAAAUGUUAUUUUUGUACAAUAUCACUUAGACUACUGUAUAAAUACCAUUUGCUUGUACUCAGUUUUUAAGUCGGAAGGAAAGUGCAACUGAAGUCCUAGAUAAUAGAAAUGUAAUUUUAAACUAUCAAUAAAGCUGGAGGAGCACGGGGUGGA
Oryzias latipes (Japanese medaka) is the source of this 1522-nucleotide messenger RNA. RefSeq names its product CCHC-type zinc finger, nucleic acid binding protein a (gene cnbpa). Lineage: Eukaryota; Metazoa; Chordata; Actinopteri; Beloniformes; Adrianichthyidae. The record is from RefSeq and is a predicted model, not a curated record. Gene Ontology annotation, molecular function: nucleic acid binding; zinc ion binding.